This is a messenger RNA of Sorghum bicolor (sorghum), 1468 nucleotides long. RefSeq lists its product as uncharacterized. The coding region runs from base 603 to 1307 and encodes 234 amino acids. The transcript has a single exon. Gene Ontology annotation, biological process: shoot system development; root development. Lineage: Eukaryota; Viridiplantae; Streptophyta; Magnoliopsida; Poales; Poaceae. The record is from RefSeq and is a predicted model, not a curated record.
UGGUCAGCCCCACCUGCCUCUUCUUCCCCUUACACUUUUCUCUCCUGUUUUUGUAAUCCAUGGCAAGCGUGUGCAUCAUCUUAAUUACACGCUCAAGCGGAUUCGUUGCUGCUGCCACUAAUUGCGACAUGACAGCACGAUAGCAAGCUGAAUCAUCUAACGAUGACUGAGGAUACUUCGGUGCAAGCGGGCACACAAAGCAGAACCCACCGGAUUGGAAUGCUUUGGGAGCCGGGAGCUAAAGGCCACCCUCCAUCGGCAACCUGCAGACCAAUUAAAGAUCUCACGAUCUGGAUCGGAUGCUAAUCUUGACGCCCCUUUCGCCCGUGCUGGCAAGCUUGUCAGCCAUAAUGCAGACAUGACAGCCCUGUGAUCAAGCUCAAUGCGUGAUGAGAUUCUUCGCUUCGGUUGCAGCGUCUGAGCACGCAGUUGCCCACACAUGAAAACGAUUCUCCUUGUCUGCUGGUUCAGCUGUACAGUUGCUUCAGGGUCUCUCGCUAUAUAAACAAGGAAGCCAAAGCCAAGAAGAGACACCAUUGUAGCAGCUUGUCUUUGUCCUCUCUUCUAUUCUAGUAGCCUCAUAGCUUUCAUCAGUGCUAAGGAUGGCAUACCACAUGAGAUCUGCUAGCGUUCCUUCGAGCCCUCGCUCCAGCAAGACCAGUGUUGAGGAACAGCUACAGAGCCUGAAGGCAGCUGUCUCAUCGCCUUCAGCAACCAUCGAAACCAUGGUCGAUGGUCUCAGCAAGCUCGGGAGCAUCUACAUCCACAUAGAUGCCCUCACAGGCCUGCCCAGCAGCCAGAGGAGAGCAGUGGAAGAGGAGCUCGAGCGCUCCCUCGUCCUGCUCGACCUCUGCAGCGCCAUGAAAGAGAGCUUUGUGGAGCUCAAGGCCACUGUCCAGGAGAUGCAGAUGGCUCUCAGAAGAGGAGACGGCGUGGCUCUCCAAACCAAGAUACAGUGCUAUGUGCGCUCGGUCAAGAAGGCACAAAAGCUGUUCAAGAAGGUCAACAAGAAGGCUGCUACUGACAUCAAAGGAUGCAGGUUGAUCAACCUGGUCUCUGAAGCGAGGGAGAUUGCUGUGUCAAUCCUUGAAUCGACAUUGCAUCUCCUGUCGAAACAAAUCGCGAUGCCAAGUUCUAGCAAGUGGUCGCUUGUCUCCAAGUCGUUCCAAAAGAAGACAAUCAUGUGCAAUGCGGAGCAGUUGCAAGGGUUGGAAUUGGACAUUGUUGAUCUUGAGAGCGGAGUUGGGACAUUGUUCAGGACGUUGAUCCAGAGCAGAGUGGCUCUUCUUAAUACUCUUAGCUUGUAGACAGAUCAUACAACAACUCUGACCCCCUGCGAUUAGCAUCCGCCUUUUAGAGGAUUCGCUGAUCAUACAAACAAUUUUGUUGUGUGUACAUAUAUAUGAGAGAAUGUACAGAAAAUUACUCAAAUGAUAGGCAAAGUUUUUGGUCAAUUUCUUGUUGGCAA